UAGGCACUCCCACCCAACAAUAGAAUCAUCCCGUCAGAUAAGAAGAUCAGUUUUGGUUCGGAAAAAGAUAUGGGGAGGCGAUUUCUAAACCUUGUGGUGGAGAACGCCCGCAGUGGACUGUAUUCUCUGCGCCGCAUACCUGCAAAUCAUCUCUUCUACCCAUCAACAAGAGCAGCUGAAGAGGCCACGGCAAAGUCCCAAGAAUCAUUCAACGCGUACGUUAAGGAGCACCAUGGCAGGAAACAUCCAGGCCUCCACACCUUGGAGAUGUUGGGGAAGCUUCCCUCUCCCAUGUUCAACUUCGAACCAACCCCCUGGGAUGGCCAGCGUCGACAUAGGAAUCUCGAGUUCGCCUCUCUCCUCGGCAAUGAGAACAGGAUCCUCAUUGCCGACCACAGUGGACAUACCAUCGUCUUUGACGCCGACUCCUCCACCGUUUUGCCUUUCCCAACCUCAUUUCUGACAAGGGUUGUGCAGCCAUUUCCCUCUCCAUCAAAAACAACAACUCCAACAAGAACAUUAGUGGCGACAUGUGGGAUGAAGACAGCCUCUACGUGAUGUCCCAGAGUGUUGACCCUGAAACCAAGGAUUACUGCUUUGAAGUGCUCAACUACACUUCUUCUUGUAAGGAUUUCCGUGGGAGGACUCCCUGUUGGAGUUCUCUACAGCCGCCGCCCUUUGCCAACUACAUGCAUGCCGACAUUACUUCCUACACGGUGGUUGACAGCUCCACUAUCUAUGUUUCUUCCAUGGAGCCAGAUGCUACUUAUGCCUUUGACACAGUGGGGCGUCAGUGGCGUCGCCUGGGCUGCUGGACAAUGCCAUUCGAUGGCAAAGCUGAGUAUGUGCCGGAGCUCAAGCUGUGGUUCGGACUAUCCGUCGACCACCCCUACAGCUUAUGCGCUUGUGAUCUCCUCUCCGAUGCAGCAAAGCCACCCACGGUGCAGCAGCAGCACACUUGGGUGGACCUCGACAUACCUGAAUCCUGGUUGCCCUAUAACAUUGACCUCAUCAACCUGGGCUGUGGCAGGUUUUGCGUCGUCAAGAUUUUCCGUUCUAUUGCAGGUGACUGCACAUUGGGUUUCUCCGAUUACGAUGACGAUGACACAAUGGACUCUGACCCGAUUCAGGGGAAAUUCGCUGUCUUAACUGGCCUACAGAUGGUUGGACCUUGUGGUAAAGAUGGUGAUGAUCAAGGUGGUGUCCGGAUGAUCAAGCACAAGUCCAUGUACUACAACUUUUGGGACUAUGAAAUCGAAUGGGUUAUCUGAAGCUGAGGGUUUUACUAUCAAGCAGCUAUCUAGCAUAUGUGCCCUAAUUUCAUUUUGAUAUUUGAAGCAAUUAGUGCUAGCUUUAAUCUGAUAAGCUUUAUAUCAUGCAUGUUUCUAGCUAGCUAGUGGACUGCUGUAAGAGACCCUAGUUAAUUAGUAAUUAAUAGGAUUGGAUUUCUAAAUCAGUAGUGCUAUCUAGGUAUAAUAUUUCUGAUUAGUACCUGAUAUGUGUGUACCCAUUCUAACGCAAAUCGAAUUGGUUCUGAAACUAAUAUCAUUUUGCUAUAUAUGAAGCAGAAUGGG
Messenger RNA from Oryza sativa Japonica Group (Japanese rice), 1574 nucleotides. RefSeq lists its product as uncharacterized. The record is from RefSeq and is a predicted model, not a curated record. Lineage: Eukaryota; Viridiplantae; Streptophyta; Magnoliopsida; Poales; Poaceae.